GGUUGUGAAGUCACCAGUCUCUGUUUUCAGCUCAUGUUUUGAAUUGUCAAAGAUAUCAGAAUAUUUGUCUUACAUUCAUCUGCAUUUACUUUUUCUGCACAAAGACAGAACAAGCUAAUUAGAAUACUGACCGCCCCACACAUCACUUAUGAACACCAAGGGGUAAACAUGGCUCAUGCAGGAGAAGGUGAACCACACGAAUGUAUCCCCAGGGCAGAAGCAGAAGAACAGAUAAGACCAGGUUUGAGCAGCAUUCCAUUAAAUAACCCCCAGCUAACUCUGUUCUGUGAUGGUUGCUGUUUUAAAACUGAUUCAGGCAGGCUUGUAGCCAGUUACGCCAUUGUGGAGCAAACUGAUAAGGGGUAUGAAGUAAAGGAACAGCAGGUGUUGCAAGACAGACCAUCAGCACAGCGAGCAGAGUUAUUGGCCCUUGUGAGAGCCUUGCACAUGGCCAAGGAUAAAACUGUAAAUAUCUAUUCAGACUCAGCAUAUGCAGUAGGGGCAGCCACAUCUGAACUGACUGGUUGGGCAAGGGUGGGGUUUGUAACAUCUUCUGGGAAACCCAUAAAACAUGCACAAGAAGCUUCUGAUUUGUUAGAGUCAAUUAUGUUGCCACGUGAGGUAGCAAUAAUUAAGUGUGCAGCCCACACCAAAGGAAAAGAUCCUGUUUCAUUAGGAAACGAGGCCGCAGAUGCUGCUGCUAAAAGGGUGGCAGGGUACAAACCAUUGCAGAUGACUGUAACUGCAGUUGACGAGCUAAAUCAAAUUGACGGACAUCUGACCACAAGUUUUUUAUCUAAAGAACAAAGUUUGGCUGCAGCUGAGGAAAUUUCAGUAUGGUUAGAAAAGGGAGGAAGAAAAGAUUCCCAGACAGGACUAUGGGUUGGCCCUACUGGUAGACCAAUUAUGCCUGCAAGUUUAGCAGAAAAAGUCCUGACAGAAGCCCACUCUCUGGCUCACAGCAGUGAGAAGGACAUGACUAAACGAGUGUCCCAAUGGUGGCACCCCUUCAUGCCACACAUGAUAAGCGGAGUAAUAGCCUCUUUUCAAACAUGUGCAGAGUUCAAUGUCAAGCCAACCUCCAAACCCACUGCAGGGCAUUUCCCCACAGAUAGGGGUCCAGGGUGUACGGUGGUCAUGGAUUUCACUGACAUGAUUAGUAGAGUGAACGGAAAAAGGUAUCUGCUGGUUCUGGUAGACCAAUUCACUGGUUGGCCAGAGGCUUUCCCAUGCGCCAGAGAAGAUGCAGUCUCUGUGGUAAAAUGUUUAAUCAACCAAUACAUUCCAAGACAUGGGUUCCCUCGUUCAAUUAGGUCAGACAAUGGCACUCACUUCAAGAAUGAACAUUUGGCGGAUGUAGAAAAAAUGUUAGGUUUAAAACAUCGGUAUGGAGCUGUAUACCACCCACAAAGUCAGGGAAAGGUAGAGCGCCUUAAUCUAACACUAAAAAACAAGCUGGCUAAAAUUUGUCACAACUCCAAAUUGAAUUGGGUAGAUGCACUUCCCAUUGCACUAAUGUCAGUACGAUGUUCUAUUAAUCGAACUACAGGGUUCACUCCAUUUGAAUUAGCAACAGGGAGACAAUUCCCAGGCCCAUGGGCACCGUUGCAUGGUGGGGACACUGACUCACCACAAAUAUAUCAUGACAAAGUAUGUGCUGUGAUUAACAUGUUCUCUCCGCAGAAAAAUUGGCCAACAGAGAGUGAAGCAGCUAGGCCUGCAGAAAACACAACACUGUGGACAGGACUUUGGCGGAUGUCAGAGUUGACCUCAGGAGAGGUCAAAGAGAGGGAGGCAGUGGCACUGGCAGUGGCACUGGCACUAAGGAACGCACUGAGGAGCCAGAAAGAGAGGGAGAAGGCGGGGAAGCAAGCGGACAACCAGACACAGAAAACCACAGAACACAGCUAAGCGCAACUCCUGUAUUUAAAAUCCUACAAAGAACUGGAGACCUGCUUCAGACACCAGAACACAUUCCCAUUGCACAUUGUAUAAGUGCUGAUUAUGCACUGGGAGCUGGGGUAGCUAAACAAAUUAGAGACAAGUACGGUGUAGAAGAAUUGGACACUACAGUCGCCCAACCAGGGGACUGUAUCAAAACUACACACGGUCCACGACAAAUUUACCAUCUAGUAACCAAGUGGUGGUGUAGGGACCUACCCACCUACGAGCAUCUUGAGGCUAGUUUGGCAAAAUUGUGUUACCAGUGUAAGAGGGAUCAGAACAAAAUAUUGGCGAUACCAAAAUUAGGGUGUGGAUUAGACAAAUUAGACUACACCAAAGUAAAAGAAAUAAUUGAGAAAGUAUUUAAAGAGGGCCACAUUCAGGUAAUUCUCCUAACAAAAUGAAUAAAAUAAACAAAUUGGUGGUGGCCUGGGGAGUAAUGUUGGUGGUAAUCCUAUGGGUAAUCUGCCAUAUGGAAUUCGGAGGGACAACAAAGGAAAAACGGAGUGUAAAAGAAGGGGGGGGAACAGGGGUGCGUAUCACCUUAGAAAGGGAAAAGGGAAAGGAUGGGAUGUGGCAGUUUGAUCUUUGUCAAGUGAUAGAUUGUGGGAAGGACCAAUUGGCAUGGAGAGGGUAUGAUGUGUAUGGGUGUUUGUGGCCCACUACCACCAUGCCUCCAAACGGUCCCUGGUGUCAUACUUGGCAUGAUGUAAAUUGGAAAACAGCUCCAGGAUUCACUAAAAAUCUUUUGAAAAAUAGUCCUUUAGCCAAGGCAGACAGCAUCCAAAAUCGACUUAGGUUGUUUAGGGGGUAUCAACAUGGUUGGGGAGGCUGGAAAAACACGUUGAUUAUAUCACUAAAAAAUGGCAAUGAUAAAACUGACACAUACAUCACUCUAGGGGUAGACGUAACAGGAAAAGACCCGCUGGGAUUGAUAAAAAUUUCCAUUAAAAAGCCUGAAACCACAGGGGCGCCAAUAAUCACAGACCUAACCAAAGAGAAGAAGAAAGUAAUACAGAGCACUGAUUAUAGCAGAUUGACUCCACUUGAUCUGAUGACACUGGAGACAGGCUAUCACGAAACAAACUUAUGGUUAGAAUGGGUAACAAGCGCAGCUGAGGAAUUAGGGUUUGAGGGGUGCCUAGCUUGUGCAGCAGGAAGGCCACAGUUAAAUACUGAACCCGCCACAUUACAUGAUCAUGAUAGCUGGGGGUACGAGUGUAUGUUAAAACUAACCAAAGAGAAAAAUCCCACAAACUGUACUGUAUUCAGUAAACUGUACCCCCCAACUGGAAAUGAAUCAUCUAUGGGAGUCUCAUUGAUAAGAAGAAAGGGCAAUUAUACCUGUUUCAAUUUAACUACCUCCAGUGCGUCCAAAAUAUUAGUGGGAGCGUUUAAAAGGGAAUGGUGUGGACAGGUGAUUCAGGAAGGUCAUGGCAAACUAGGGGGAUGGGGCAGAGUGGGUUUGUAUUACGCGUGUGGAGAAAAGGUGAUAUUGGCUA
Danio rerio (zebrafish) is the source of this 3446-nucleotide messenger RNA. The record is from RefSeq and is a predicted model, not a curated record. NCBI's taxonomy places the organism in Eukaryota, Metazoa, Chordata, Actinopteri, Cypriniformes, Danionidae.